Penicillium angulare is the source of this 765-nucleotide messenger RNA. RefSeq lists its product as uncharacterized. The transcript is spliced from 2 exons. The coding region runs from base 1 to 765 and encodes 254 amino acids. The record is from RefSeq and is a predicted model, not a curated record. NCBI's taxonomy places the organism in Eukaryota, Fungi, Ascomycota, Eurotiomycetes, Eurotiales, Aspergillaceae.
AUGGAACGUUUCUUGGCUCCAGCUGAACUUCCUACUGUUGCGCGCGACGUAUGCAUGGAAGUUAUUCGACGAGGUCAAAGAUUAACUCAAUUCUGUCGGAGGCUUGGUGAAGAAAAACAAUUCGCAUUUGGUUCAUUAUUCUUUCCCUCAAUUCCAGACAGCAUAUGGGAUGACGGUGGCCUUUGUGGACAGGAUUAUAAACAGGUGAUCCAACACCUUCGUGAAAAGAAUAUUACAGAGUUAUCAGAAAGAAAGAAUGCAAAUUGCGUGGCACAAGCUCUGCUCGAAUUCCAUGCCGAUUUCGUCUGUGCUCCAGAGCCUGAAUCACACAUCUCCAAGAAAGCGAAAGGACGAAACCGACACCCGAAAGGGACCAAGCGGCAACACCAGGACAGUUCGUCGAACGCGGAUGCUCAUCAUCAAGAAUAUUCUGAGUCAGAUGUAGAUCCCAGCAUUAAAUCACAACGGAUGGCAAUAAACUACCCUCCAUAUCUAGCGGGAACAGACAGAUCGUUACAAGAACAAACUCUAGAAGCUGGCUCCCAGGAAGACAUAGGCGACGGGGAACUCCACGCACCUCCUAGCUCGUACCCUCCUUACUCUUCGACAUUGGAUGACCCUCCUGCUGGCGCAGAGACAUUUGCGAGGCCGUUUGAGCCAGAGCUUGAUAUUACCCACCUCGAUUUCUUCAAUCCUGACCUCGACAUGGCGUAUCUUGAUUUCUCUGGUCCAAUCGGAGACACCACAGAUCCCCGCUGUUUUUGA